Molecule: messenger RNA, 2253 nt
Organism: Pipra filicauda (Wire-tailed manakin)
Lineage: Eukaryota; Metazoa; Chordata; Aves; Passeriformes; Pipridae
Gene: C1QTNF12
Product: C1q and TNF related 12
Exons: 8
Coding region: 1038-2000 (320 amino acids)
Biological process (GO): positive regulation of insulin receptor signaling pathway; negative regulation of gluconeogenesis; positive regulation of D-glucose import across plasma membrane
Molecular function (GO): hormone activity
Source: RefSeq, a predicted model, not a curated record
AACUCCUUCGGGAAAGAAGGACUUCUCUGCCGAGGUAAGGCAGGAGCUGAGGAGGGUUUUGCCAACGUGCAGCUGGGGAAAGGAGCAGCAGGAAAAAUCAGACCCUCCGAGGUACCUGAAAUCCUGCCCGGUGUGAGGGGAGACGAGGAUGCAAAAGCCACGAGGUUCUGCACCCUGACAACUGCUGCUCAUCCUCAGAGAAAAGGGAAAGCUCCCUCAGCUAAAGAGGGAGACAAACCACACUUGGGGAAACUCUCCCUGUUCCCGGAGGAGCUGGGGACGCCCUCGGAUUCUUUGUUUCUCCUCGUUUUAAGUUUAAUGGUGUGAGAAGUCUCUCUUCCCCCGACAAGGCUGUGAUGCUUCCAGCCCCUCCAGAGGAGCACUGGCUGUAGCACCCUUGGAUUACAGUUCCCCAGCAUCCUGGAAGGGAAGGAUGAGGACUUGUCACUGAGGAAAGGGGGAAGGAUCAGCCCAGAGGGAACGGAUGGAACGCAUCCAAACCUGCUCUGAACCCAACACGAGGCUUCAAAUGACAGCAAGUGAACCCUCCUGGUGAAGAGGAACAACCAGAGCCCCCCUGAUGAGUUCGUGUUGUCAGCUCUGGCCUGAGCAACUGUUGCCCAGAGCAGUUUGACUUCUCAUAGCUGAGUGCAUUUAAAACAAGUCUGAAGACUUAUUUGAGGGGGGUAGAGGAGAGAGCAACCCUUCAAGGUGGGUGGCAGGACUUUUCAGGGCCUCUUGUAUUUAUGUAAAGCUCCCAGAGGCUGAAUGGACUUACCUCCUUCUCCGAGUGAAUCCAGAUUUUAAACAAGUUGAUCUGUACCAUUUCCAUGUGUCCUGCUUGAGCAGAGACCUCUCAGCAACCAGCACAUCCAUCUCGCUGCCUAUCUGACAUUGCACAGCCCAGAGGAUCUUCUUUAGCACUUCUGACCCUGCUACUUUUUAUUUUUGGAGAGAGGACUCUGUUCCUUUAUUGGUGGUGAAGGUUUUUUUUUUUUUUUUUGUGCUUGGACUUGGCCCCUCCCUCCCUUUCCAAAAUGAAGGGGUGCACCUGGGUGUUUGUGGCAACUUUACUGUGUCAGCAGUUUUGCCUCUUCAGGGUUUCAGCAGCAAAGAGAGAGAGGAAGGUGAAGAAAGAACCUAAUCAGUACACAGAGCCCUUCAACACCACCCUGUCCAACAGUGAGGAGCUGCACGGGCAUCCCAAGGUCCUGGAGUCUGCAGACCCCCGGAUCACAGACCCCCGGCGCACCUGGAUCUCCUUCGUGCACCGCCCGGACGACGGGAACGCCUCCAAGAGGAGAUGCAAAGGGAAGGACAAGAAACUGCGUGGCCUCGUUGGGCCCCCGGGACCUCCUGGGCCUCAGGGACCUCCGGGAGCCCCUGGAGCUGAAGUGACCCGGGAAGUCCUUCUGCAGGAGUUUAAGGAGAUCUUAAAAGAAGCCAUCGACCGUCGAGCAGCCCUGGCUGUCUCAGCCCAUCCCAGCCAGCUGCCUCCACUCCUGCUCUCCCUGGAGGAGGUUUCACCCCACAGGCGUGUGGAGGAGGCUUUCCACUGCAAACUGAAGGGACAGGUCACCGUGGAUAAGAAGACCCUGGUGGAGCUUCAGAAUUUCCAGUCGCCUCUGGCCAAAGGAGCUUUCCUGCGAGGGACGGGGCUGAACUUGGCCACGGGACGGUUCACGGCGCCCGUCUCGGGCAUCUACCAGUUCUCAGCCAACAUCCACGUGGACCACAGUGAGCUGAAGAGCAAAGUGCAGCUCCGAGCCAGGGACAACGUCCGGGUGUUGAUCUGCAUCGAGUCCCUGUGCCACAGAUACACGUCUUUGGAAGUCAUUGCUGGGCUGGAAAGCAACAGCAAGAUCUUCACUAUCUACGUCCACGGGUUACUGCAGCUGCAGGCUGGGCAAUACACCUCCAUCUUCGUGGACAACAGCGCCGGAGCUCCCGUCACCAUCCAGAACGGAUCCGACUUCAUGGGAAUGUUGAUGGGAGCGUAGCAGGGAAGGGAAGGAUGGGAACCACAUCCUGGGAAGGGAAGGAUGGGAACCACAUCCCUGCAGUGUAGAUUGGACUGAGGAAAACCCUGCUCUGACCUCAAAAACUGCUCCCUGGGACCGUGGCAUCCUUCCAAACAAGCCAAGAGCCCUUUUCCCCUUCACAGCCCCCCUUGGCUUUGCUUUCAGAGGCUGCUGCUUCUCCAGGUCCACACCGGGUCAUUUGUCACCCAAAAACGUGCUUUUGUGCCUCUGA